Messenger RNA from Drosophila mojavensis, 973 nucleotides. RefSeq names its product peptidyl-prolyl cis-trans isomerase CPR6 (gene Bdbt). The record is from RefSeq and is a predicted model, not a curated record. Gene Ontology annotation, molecular function: protein binding. NCBI's taxonomy places the organism in Eukaryota, Metazoa, Arthropoda, Insecta, Diptera, Drosophilidae. Bases 81 to 929 code for a protein of 282 amino acids. The transcript has a single exon.
GAGCUUAACAGAUAGAUGAUUGUUAGUAACUAGAAGAAUCUAAAAGUUUUCCAACUGAAUUAUUCGGUAAUUUUUCUGCAAUGGAUUGGUACGUUGGCAAAGAGUGGAGCGACGCAGCUCGUGGUCUGCAGAAAAAAGUGCUAAGUUUAGAAUUCCAAAGGGUUGAGAAACCCCUUUUGGUAAGCACUGUCGCAUUUACCGUAAAAAAGCCGUGCGCUAACUUGGGCUCCAGGCCCACUAAAUACUUGGCCUCCAAAGAGCCACAACAGUACACAUUGGAGAUGGGCAGCGCAGAUAGCCCCAUUGAUUGCUAUAUAGAAAUAUUAUUGCAACAGUUUGUAAUCGGCGAAACCUCAGCUUGCAGCAUUACCACCAAAACUGGCGAAUGUUUGGAAUUUGAGCUGAAGUUAGAUCGAAUUGUGAGCAAUAAGCAAAUCGACAAACUGAGCGCAGGAGAAAUGUAUAAUCUUGCAUUAAAGUACAAAGAGAAAGGCGUAGCCAUGUAUAAGGCAUAUCCGAAGUUUGCCUGCGACUAUUUCUCACGUGCAGCUAAAUUACUAAUCACAUACAAACCAUUCGACAAACUGGAUAAGCAAAAAAAUGGUAUCGCUGGCAAUGAAAUGGAGCAGCUCUUCGUGCAGAUACAAACCAACUUGGCUGCUUGUAUGAUACUAGAGAAACGUUACGAGCACGUUAUAUACCACACAGAAUUUGUGGAUACCCAGGAGCAACCGAGCGAGAAGAGUAUCUAUCGGCGCGCAUUGGCCUUCUAUUACCUGAAAGAGUUUGAAAAGGCGCAAAAUUUGAUCGAGCGAGUGCCCCAGUACGAAGAUAAACGAGAAUUUACUAAAUUGCGGGACAAUAUAGCAACAAGCUGGAAAAGCAGCAAUGCCAACUAUAAGCAGCUGGUGCAGCGAAUGUUUACCUAGAUACGGAUGUCACAGAAAUAAAUCACACUAUGUAGUAGUAAAAA